GUCAGUUCAAUACCUCCUUCGGUAAUCUCUACUCAAAAGCUCCUACGGCAGUGAUAGUAGUAGGCUUUCACCACGAUAAAUGGCGAGUCCAACAGAUAAUCUCCAACCUGUCAACUUUGGCAUCCUCCUUUUCCCGGCCUUCCAAGCUCUCGAUGUUUUUGGCCCGCUCGACGCUUUGAACCUCUUAUCCAUGUUGAAGUUUCCGAAGAUGAAUUUAUCCAUCAUUGGACUUACACUGGAUCCGAUCUCUACAAAGGAUCCUAAAGGAUCCUCCGAUUUCGGUGAAUCCGUCGUUCCAACCCACACAAUCAGCGACCCACCGCAGGAUCUCGACGUCCUUCUCGUCCCAGGAGGCCUGGGAUCCCGUGACUUCGAGGGCACUACGCCCAUUGUCGACUUCAUUCGGACUAUCUAUCCAUCUCUGAACCAGAAGGCUAACGGUUAUCUACUCACAGUAUGCACUGGUUCGUGGCUCGCAGCACGCGCAGGAGUACUAGAUAACAAGUUCGCGACGUCAAACAAGGCAGCGUGGCAGGAGAAGAAAGAUAAAAAUAUCGGUCCCGAUGUGAAAUGGGUUUCGUAUGCACGCUGGGUGGUUGAUGGAAACAUCUGGACUGGGUCGGGAGUUGCGGCUGGCAUCGAUCUCAUGGUGGCCUUCAUUGAAAAGGUUUACGGUGUUGAGACGGCGAACGAUAUUAGCCGUCUCAUGGAGUACAUGCCUCACAAAGACCCUCAUGACGAUCCGUUUGCGGAUCUGUAUGGGUUACCGAGGGAAAACUGUUGAGAACGCUUUACGAGGAUGGCCUUCAAGAGCUGUCAUUACACAUAGUAUGGGUUUGAAAUACUCACGUUGUUUCGGGAGAAGCUUGAUAACAACGUUGAUUCACAAUUAAGAUUU
Marasmius oreades (fairy-ring Marasmius) is the source of this 898-nucleotide messenger RNA. RefSeq lists its product as uncharacterized. The record is from RefSeq and is a predicted model, not a curated record. The transcript is spliced from 2 exons. The coding region runs from base 80 to 784 and encodes 234 amino acids. Lineage: Eukaryota; Fungi; Basidiomycota; Agaricomycetes; Agaricales; Marasmiaceae.